UGAGAACCUCUGCUCUAUUGGAAAAUAAUGGUUAUUGUAGUUGACUGGCUCCUGGUAUGUGCGCUGCUGCUCUCUACUGGCAGUGAUCAGAACUUCUUGAACUGUUCAAUGAAUAAGUCCAGAACUCCUAAGGUCUGCCAGUAAUUUCCUUUUAUCUUAGGUGCAUGAGAAUUUGCAUCAUGGGAAAAGCAUCAGAGUUAUCUCUGGGUCACAGUGAACGGUCAUGGGUUUGUUACAUUAUAAACAGUAAACAUUAGGCACAGCUGGCUGAGGCAUCAGGAUGAAGAAGCCAGAAGGUUAUAAUUAUGAUGGAGCACUUUCAGCCGAAGUAGCCAAAGGCUGAGCAUCGACUCUAGGUUUCUAUGAUAGUUUACAGAUGAGACAGGAGCUAGACUACGCCCAAAUAUGGAGGUCACCGGCAACUGAUGGACCGUCUCAGAAACGUCGGAGGAUCUGACUCUCUACCGCUGAAGCAGGAGAUCAAUAGAUUUGGACUGAUGGCAAAGUCUCCACUGGACAUCCAGAACGGAGCUGGCAGUCUCCUUUCUUGCCUGCUCGCCAGAGGAGGGCUGCCUGAGCAGCCAGAAAACCCACCCACCUCCGCAGCCCAAGUAUGAAAUGCUUCCUUAUCCUGGUCUUGGGUACAAUGGUUGUGUUUUUUGCCUUCAUGCACUGGCAGAGGAAAACUGAAAAUCAGAUCAAGGGAGAGAUUUCAGAGGCUCGGUCUGACAUGAAACUUCUGUCACCAGAAAAAUACAAGUCCUUGUUUACCUACAAUGGAAUUUGGCUAGCUCCAAAGAAUCAGUGCGAGUGUGUCAAUACUGACCAUGUGCAUGUCUACCAGAUGGAAGACUAUAUCAAUGAGAAAGAUCUUGCCUCAAUUAAAGAGAGGCGACAAAGGGAGUUGGAACACUAUCAGAAAAGAUACCCCUCAAUGACUCAAGAUGUAGUAAUAGCCAAACCAAAUGUGCCAUUAAGCUAUCCUAUUCAAGGACUAGAGGUGAUGCCGCUACACACCGUUAUGAUUCCAGGGCUUGGUUUGCAUGGAGUGACUGAGGAAAAGUACCAGGUGAUCCUGCGAGCAUCUCUGGGAACCCUCAAUACGCUUGCUGAUGUCUCUGAUGAUGUUGUGAGUGGACGGGGAGAGAAAGAGCUGAUCAUCUUGACCUCAGAUGUGGAGCUGCUGAAUUUCAUCCUUGAGCAUGUCACGUACACCAGUGUGGUCUACCAGCUCAGUGCAGUAGAUAUGAUGAGUUUCGAGAGCAGACAUCAUGUUGUUCAGUUUCCUGUGAUCAUCCGACAGCCCGGCCUUCCAAAGUUGUUUGAUCCUGGAGCAGAUAGGAAGAUCAGCUCCCUGGUGACUAUCACGACAAAGACUUUCUUGCGCUAUCACAAACUUCGGCUCCUCAUCAAGAGCAUCCGACAGUACUACCCUGACAUAAAAAUCAUUGUCGCCGAUGACAGCGAAGUCCCAGAGAAGAUCAUCGAUGAGAAUGUUGAGCAUUACAUCAUGCCUUUUGGAAAGGGUUGGUUUGCCGGAAGGAAUCUUGCAAUAUCUCAGGUCACAACCAAGUACUAUCUCUGGGUUGACGAUGACUUCUUAUUCACUGAAAACACCAAAAUUGAGAAACUAUUGGACGUGCUGGAGAGGACAAACUUGGAUAUGGUUGGAGGCAGCGUGAAUGGGAACACCUACAGUUUUCAGCUGCUCUAUGAUCAGGGUGAUGACAGCGGCUGUCUGCAUUUGAGAUACGGUUCCUUCCACAAGUUGGAAGGGUUCCCCAACUGCGUGGUCACCAGUGGCGUGGUCAACUUCUUCCUGGCCCAUACAGACAAAAGCAGACAUGUUGGCUAUGACCCUCUUCUGCAAAGAGUAGCUCACUCAGAAUUUUUCAUGGAUGGACUGGGCAUCUUGCUUGUCGGUUCCUGCACUGAUGUUUCCGUCAGUCACCAAGAACGUAAUCCCGCAUCUGAUUCCAACCUAACUAAGGUAGAAGACCAAUAUAAAAGGUUCCGGACCAAUACCCAAGCACAAGUGCAAUUUAAGCUAUCUUUGCACUACUUCAAAAACCGACUGAAAUGCUACUCAACAGAAUAACCCUUUUACCCUGCCGUGUGCGAUUCCUAUGGUAACCUCCCUGAUGCCCACGGCAGGAGUAUGCUCUGGGACUAAUUGCCUUAUUUGUGCCACACUGGAUGCCUUCCUUUUGCACCUACCUUUCUAUAAAAACUUUUUCAUGGACUGAAUUUGGGAUUCUGGAAUCUCUUGGCCCAAACUUGAAAUGGAUAAUGCAGUCGUGUAUGUUAUCUGCACUCGGGUCCUGUUCCAGGCCUUGCAAUGGUGUUUUCUUCAUUGCAAAGUUUCUCUGAUCAUAGAGUGAGGCAGCUUGGCUAAUAAUGAGCUAGAUUCAUCAUGGCCCUGCACGGUGUUCUCUCCAGCCAGUGAGGGGGGUGGGGCAGGGUAGAAUUCCUACUGGUUUGAUUUGGUAGCACUCCACAUCCUCCCUGCAUUUGGAUGGAUUAUCAGGGAUGCACAGACUGUCUGACUUCCUUCUUGGAGGAUUAACAGGAAUGAGUGUUCUCAAGUUGAGUGCGAGAAGCACAAUAACUUUCAUGUAAAGACUGAAGUGCUUGGUUUAUCCUAAAUGGAGUUAGUAUGUUGCCUCUGCAAUAUCUGUUGAGACCUUCUUAUUGUUACUCCUUACUUAAGAACCAGAGUGGGGAGGUUGGAAAUCUGGCUUAGUUAAGGAGCUUUCUCUUAAGAGAAGGAAAAUGCAAAUUCUAAUUGUCCUGCCUGAAAGCAGUCCACGUUCACGUGACCUGAGUUCUUUUCAUCUGCUAGCUCGUGGCCUAUUUGAAAUGGUGGCGUUCAGUUCCUAGCGGGCAGCUAACCACAGCAUCAAAAAACACCACCAUUACCACAGUGGUGGGACCUGGAUACUAAUCUGAGACAAGAAGUAAAUGCCACAAGCAGACCAUGGGUCUUACGCAUCAUGGCCCCGUACUUCUGAUGAGAUGAGAGAACUUGGCCUUGGUAUGAAAUGUUCUGACAUUGGUUAGGCAAAUGACCUAGCUUUGAUUUUUACUCAGCUGUUUUGUUAGCUCCUCUCUGGCUGUCCUGAGCGCCUGUGAGCUCAUUGGGGCAGGGGCUAUCUUUGUUAUGAUUGGACAGCACCUACUGUGAUUGGGGUUCCUUUACGCUACUGUUGUGAUGUGGAUAAUUGACUUAAAAUAAAAGUUUUCUUGUGGUUCUGAAAAGUCCUUCUAUCCAUUCACACAAGAGCUGAAAUUCUUUGUGCUCUGUCUCCCCCUUGGUGACACUGAGAGCUUUCUACAAAAUGGUGAUUAAAGGGAUUUUUUCGUACACUUACUAUCCUUUUAUAAUUAGGUAAGAGAUGGUGUAUUCUCAAUGCUGCAGUGUUCUUCUUAAAAGUAUUUAAGGUGGGUGUUUUAAAAGCUACCACAAAAAGAAAAGGGCCCUGCUUGAAAGCUGGCCCGUUUGCAGUACAGUUCAGGUGCAUAAUGAUACCUCAUGAUUCUAUAGACAGCAUUAGUUGUGGCAGCAGAAUACAAAGCACUAAGUUAAUACAGUUAGGGAGGAAUUCUGUACCUACUUGCUCCAGUUUUUAUACUUGAAUGGCUGCCACAGUCAGUCCCUCGGAUUCACUUUAUUACUGGAGCAUCUCGAAGCUCCAACCAAGAUCAAGAUUUAGGGCCUCAUUUUGCUAGACUCUGUGUACAUAUGCAUGGUGUGAGACCAUCUCUGCCUAUGGAGCUUACAAUCUAGAUGGAGAAGACUGGGUGGGAGAAAGGCAACAUUAUUGCAGGAGAACUUCGAUGACCAUGAGCGUCUGAAUUUUUGCCAACACUAAUGUUCUUGGAAGGCAAAGUAAAACCGAUGUUUUGAAAAGUGACUAAUGACUUUGGGUGACCCAGUGAAGGCUCCAUUUCUAAAGGGCCUACUUUUUAGAGAUGGGUGCUCUGCACUUUCUGAAAACCAGGCCCCUUGGAGAUGCCUUCCACAGCAGGCCCUCAAACUCACUAGCCACUUCUCUCUUUGUACUGCAGUAGCACCUGGAAAUCCCAGCUCUGACUGGCCCUUUAGGGUGCUAGGUACUGCCCAGGAAAGUCUCUGCUAAGCUUUUGUUCUGAGUGUUUGCUCCCCAAACCUUAUCUGAAUCUCUGCAUUACAUAAAUCCCUUCCUCAUCUCUCAUGUAUCUCAUGCAGGGGGACAGAAAAUCCAGAGGUGCGGAUAAUAGAGAAGAGACCCCUGGCCAGGGCUCAGAGGAGGAUGCAGCUGUGCUCCCAGCCAUGAGGGAGGCCACGUUGCUGCUGAAUAGCUCCUGCCACAGUGCAGGGAGCCUCUGCAGUCCUGCUGUCAUGGGAGUGAGUGAGUGGAGCCAAUCCCUGCAGGUGCAUGGUCCAGGGAAGGCUGCAGUCCUGGAGUGGCAGAGUACUGGCCAGGAGGUUCUGCUCUGCCCUGCAUCUUAUGCCUGCAGGGAUCGGGUGGCCCUGGCCCUGCGGCAGUGCCGGGAACCGACUGCAGCCCCACUGUCAUGGGAGCGAGUGAGCAGGGCAGAGCAGAGACCCCUGGCCUGGACUGCAAGGAGGCUGCCCUGUGGAAGGCUGCUGAAUGACACCUGCCCUCUCAAUUAUCCCAAUUCCUGAUGGGCCAAAUCAAAUCUGGGUUCCCCAUGCUGUUCAGAUAAUCAGGAGUAUACUGUAUUCGGAAACAAAGCUGUAACACUGCAGAGAGUCCAGUGAGGCAUCUGUGCUAGUGUGGAGCAUGCAGGUCUGCUAAGUCCAUGCCUUGAAUUAUUUCAGCACCCACCCAUCCAUGCCUCAGCAUCGCUGACCUCUUUGUUUCUCCUAAGAAUGGAGAUAAACACACACAGAUGCAGUAUAAUUUUUGCUUAUUUUUAAAAAUGAAACAGUGGAGUAAAGCAGUUUGUGGCAAAACCUAGCUGGAAGAAAAAUGGAGCCCAUGUCCAUCCACAAUCACAGCUCCAGAUCUGAGCCAACUAACCUGCCUCAGAAAAAAAUCCUGCCAGGUAAAGAACAUGGAGCAGAAGGGGAAAGGCGAGUAGAGAGAAAAUAAACAAUCAACCAAAGGGAGGAAAAAUAUCAUUACAGUCAGGUACAACUUUUCGAUGAAUAGUCUGAAAUUGCAUUGGAUCAGUGACUCGGGGGCCAGGGGAAAGCAGAACUUUGUUCCACGCACUUAUGAUUUUGUUUGAAUAAAUCAAUCAGGUGGACUAGCUAUUCCCUAUGUCCCCCAAUAUCAGGCAUGAGGGAGUACAGAACAACAUGGCAGCUGACUGGGGAUUUCAAAACCAGGAUAACUGCAAUAUGCAUUAGUUCUACCUCUCUAUAUGCACAUCUGUGUAUUGAACUGUCCUAAGCUUCAGAUGAUCAUGUAAGAAGUCACUUUAGUCACACAAUCCAUUCCUGUUUGGUUGUUACUUUUAUAAUCCAGCCCUGAUUGCUUUAUCAUUAACCCACACUGAGCACUGAUAAAAACGAAUCAUCCAGAUUUCCCACCACCUAAAAAUACUUCCUCGCUUUAAAGGCAUACCAUCUGGGUGCCUCUAAAGCAAUGUGGUCCGAAUGGCAAUUGAAUGCCAGUCUAUGCGAAAGUGACCAGUCAUCACAUGAACAAAGUGUCCGCUGAGAGAGAGGAGCUGAGAGAAGUUGUACUGCUGACAGAAGUAAAUAUCAAAGUUAAAAAGGAGGAAAAAAAAAGUAAUGGAAUAUGGAGCAUUUGAAAAAAAAAUCACAACUGAACAAUUUAGCAAUGAAUGAACACAUUAAAGUGAAAAGAAAGCCCAUAAAUUCUUAAGAACAUUUUUUCUUUGGAAAAAGAGUAUUUUUUCCCUCUACAAUACAGCAUGUGGAGUUGCCUAUUUUAUUCUAUUGUCAUUAAAAGGUAGAUAAACAAAAAUGAAUUGGUUAUAUAAGGUCAUGUCCCCUUGUUUGACAUGCAGGAAGCUAACGUACUUCAUGGGUACGGGCUGUUUAAGGAUAGCUGGGGGCUUCACAGUGGGGAGGAGUGGGUUUAAUCAAUGUGGAGUGAAACUACAGAUCUGUAGGUUUUGUAAUUCACUGGAACAGAUCUGAUUAAAGGAAUGGUGUCAGAUUUAUUUAUUUAUUUUUAAAUUGGGGAGAAAUUCAUCUUUAAAGCCAGUGGAGUUUAUCUUGGGAUGAAUUGGAUGCAUCUUUAAAAAGCAUAAUUUCCUUAACUCUUUUAACACACACUAAAUAAUUUUGUAAAGACCAGCUCUGCCCCGAUUUAUAGACCAUGCAGUUCUAUUAAUUUCCCAGGAUGUUAAAGCUAAAAUGAUUUUAGCUAAGAAUCUAAUUUGUGUUCCAUUAACGAUUUACUUUUUGCACUGUGGUCUGUUUGGCUGCUGUUUAGAAUCAAUUUAAUUAUUCAGUUCCUUCCCAAUCAGCACACUUGCUGCUGUUUUCAGGUGGGGAAAUACAAAUUUCCACAGGAAACUUUUUUAAAUUAAAAAAGAAUCCAUGGAAACAGUUCUAGUUUGGCCAAAUACUGCUUUUUGGGUCAUAAAACCAAUAGUGUGGGCCUGUGUUUACCUGACACCAUCCCUUUAAUCAUUCACUGUUGAAGAUCACUGCUCCUUUAACUGGUACACUGCACAGUUUACACCUUCCCCGCUGCCUUUGGGAUUGGGGACGCUCACCUCUGUGGUGAGAAGGUGAUGGGGCUUUUUCUCCCCUCCCACAAGCCAGUUU
Dermochelys coriacea (leatherback sea turtle) is the source of this 6754-nucleotide messenger RNA. RefSeq names its product beta-1,4 N-acetylgalactosaminyltransferase 2-like. Lineage: Eukaryota; Metazoa; Chordata; Testudines; Dermochelyidae. Gene Ontology annotation, biological process: UDP-N-acetylglucosamine metabolic process; UDP-N-acetylgalactosamine metabolic process. The record is from RefSeq and is a predicted model, not a curated record. Gene Ontology annotation, molecular function: hexosyltransferase activity. Bases 614 to 2098 code for a protein of 494 amino acids. The transcript has 13 exons. Gene Ontology annotation, cellular component: Golgi membrane.